Mugil cephalus (flathead mullet) is the source of this 3352-nucleotide messenger RNA. Its product is annotated as protein ELYS-like. NCBI's taxonomy places the organism in Eukaryota, Metazoa, Chordata, Actinopteri, Mugiliformes, Mugilidae. Bases 91 to 2904 code for a protein of 937 amino acids. The record is from RefSeq and is a predicted model, not a curated record. The transcript is spliced from 20 exons.
GAGAAUGUUACCGUAGCCACAAGGCCAGUCAGCAAAUCCACAAGGCAGACAGGACUCACGAGCACAGCGCAGACCAAGAGUGGAGUCUAAAUGAGCCGCUGCGGACGACUGAACCACGUCCACUGCACUGACAUGCAGACUCGUGGUAAGGGCUCGGGCAACAUGCUGAACACAGAGGGUCAGUGGUCUGAGACGUUGGCCGACAACAACAUCCGAGCCAUCAUCCGUUGGCUAAAGAAGCUCACAGCUGAAGGCGAAGCAGAUGUGGAGGACAUUCUACCUACUUUUAGCAGAUGGGUACAGAGGACCUCAGAGUUUGCUAAAAAGGAGUUAUUAACCCUAUGCUUCAGCCGCUGUCACGGUCUGUGGAUGUUCCUGGACCGGAGUUCCUUCACCAGAGUGCACAUGUUGCUCCAGAGACUGAGGAACCUGCUCACCUUGGCCCAGUGGGCAAGACGGCACCUCUGCUCAGUGCACCUCUGGCACGGUGUCGGAGUCCCGUGUGAAAUCUGCAGAGACACGUGUGACUCCUCGGACAUCUGCUGGAACAAAGAGCACAGGGCUCUAAAGCAGCACAUCUGGCUUGGACGGCUGGUUCAGUGGUGGGGCAUCACGGGCCUGCUGCCCAAGUUACGAGACGCCCAGGAAGUGAAGCGUAUCUCUCAGAUGUGGAAGGAAAUGGAACAAAGCCAUAAGAGUGGUGGUCUUGAUACGCCCAGAUCCUUGAUACAGGGCAUGGUGACGCAACUGGACCGACAACAUGGGUGCAUUUGGACCUCUGAGGAUGGCACAGAUCGGUGCUACCCUCCCCCCAAUCUGCAGGCCCUGCUAAAACUUGUGCUGAAGCCUCAUAUUGACAAUAUGUCAGUCCAGGCCAUUCUGAUGUAUUUCACCCAGGACGUGGCGAAUUUCCUGCAGUGCAAAGACGACCUCCUCCGGUCUUUCUGCCAUGCCUUCACAAUUCCUCCCAGCUUUUCCCAACAAGUCAGAGCCUUCUGGAUGUUCGAUCAUGGACACAUCAAAGCUUCUAUGGACUUAUUGCUGAGCCCGGGGGCCGCUGCUCCCUGGCUCUCCUGGCAGCAUCAUUGCAUCAUCCGCUGUCUCCUGGUGAAGAAGCAGCCACGAGUGGCGUUGAAGUAUCUCCAGUGGACCAGACCCGCAAUAGAGACUCCUGAGGAUGCCAGGCUCUAUUCAGAUGCACUUCUUCAAAGCAGUUGCGUUUCAGACGCCUGGGCUAUUUUAAAGAGCGGCAACAAAAGAUACGAAGACGUGGUCAUGCACUCUGUUCAGGGUAAAGAAAACUGCAGUGAAAUUGAGACCACAGAGGUGCCACUGGCGAAAAAAGCAGACAUACCACCCUGCCCACUGUCAGCCACGCUGUAUCAGGCUCAGAGGGUGAGCGCGGUGACUUCAGAGGAAUUGGUCAAAAUGGUCAGAAAGGCUCAGAUGGAUUUGAGAGAGCCACGUUCCCUGAAAAGUGAGGUGGUGUGGCCGGAGCACACGGAGAAAAAAUCAAACAGCAGAGAAAUAUUUCUUUCCACCCAAGCCCUGGGUCAUCUCACGCCCAGCCCUUCCCCAGUAGACUUGGCAUACGAACCAGGUGACGAGCGGCCGGCUAUUCAUGAGCAACCUGAGGCGCAGGAUCAUAUUUGCUCCUCUGAGGGUCCCAGCUCCGAGUCUGCAUCAUCCUUCACUUCAGCUUCAUCCCUGCCUCUGUUGAAACGAGACCGUCCUCGUGUGUACGAGAGCACUCUGACUCUGCAGAGGAUGUCUUCUCUGCUCACUGAUGGAGAAAACGGGGAAGAAGAGGAAGAAGAAGAAGAAGAAGAUGAAGCGAGUGGAACCUCCUCAUCAACCGGCGCCUUGCCCGAUUGCCCCGAGCUGAUUCUGACACCAGAUGGCGCCACAGACCCUGUUUCCCUCAGCGGCUGGAACAAAGACAAUUUUUUAGAGCUGAUGCUUUGUGCGAAGGGGCGAGAAGAAGAUGCUUUCCCACAUGAGGAUAUUUUCAGCCCUGAAACUCUCCUAGGAGCUUUCGCGGAUGAAAACCUUCUCUUAGAUACAAGUUUCAAAUUCGACCUCCAAUGUCAGUUUUACAGCAACGACGACAGCCAGUCGGUGCCAGAUUUUCUGUCUCCUGACUACGAAAAAAAUGGCAGCUGUAAAGGAGUGUCCCAAGACAUUGUUCAUGAGCCCCCAGACGUCGUUCCUCUGCGAAGGUCUUCGGGGUCAGUCAGCAAAGAGGAUCAAUCAGAUGGCAUCCCAUCAUAUGUCCUUAGCAGCAGAGAGCAGGUAGCCACCGUUCCUGACUGUUUCCUGGAGCAGGAAUUUCACCAGGAGCAAGAGGAACCACUGGAAGGCUCCAGCUUCUCCUCCUGCAUCCCAUCCAAAAUUACAGAGCAACGGAGUUUUGUUUUAGAGGUGCCUAUACCUGGCGGCUCACCGGGGAUGAGUGAGCAGGACGGCUCCCUCACCUCCCCUGACACCGACACCUCUCUGAAACACAGUCCGACGAGCGACAUCAAAACCACCUCUGCUCCCUCCGACGCCACCAGCGACGGCUCCUCCAAAUCCCAGUCUGGCACCUCGGCCUGGCCCGAGUUUGGCGAAGUGGGCGGCUGGUGUAAACAGGCCGCUGGGACUUGUAGAACGCUCAGUGACCUCUCAUCUGCUGCAGAGCCAGGUGCGGCGAUCAUGCCACGUGAAGAACUUGAUAACAGGAGGCCUCCUUCUGUCCUGAAUCAGCCAUAUACCUACUUCACCACAAAGGGAGACAACAGAGAUUUCAGACAGGCGCGGACAGAGGAGCCUACUUGUUGGAGUAGCUUGGGGAAGGCUCCACAAGGAGCCAUGAGAAGCGGAAGAACACGAUCGCACAGAGGGAAACGAGGAAAGAGAAUGUGAAGAUACGUCCACGAGACGUGACGCCUCUUUAUUUUGACUGAGAAAUACUAUUUUCGCUAAGAACUAGAGCCACACUGUAAGGAAUAACUUACCCAAAAUGACUACAAAGGAUUUCCACCAUCACAACAUCUCCUCCUCAUUCACCAUCACUGAGGUGGUAUUGAAACCUCUGACAGCAACUGCUCCCAUCGAUACUGUCCUGCCACACCCACACUCUAACAAAUAUGGCAAGAAUUAUUAAUGAAACACGAAUUCUUAAAUUAUUUGCUACCAAAAACUCAAGUAAAACAAAUCAUUUAUGAUUACAUUGUGUCUUUUUUUCUGGUCAACGUUACAAACAUGCAUGUUGUUGCAGUCCAAGCAUGAAAUGCACUACAUUUAAAAUGCACCGGGCUGUGUCCUUGAAAAUGAUUCUGCACUUUAGAUUCUUCACUGGUUUGCUCCACUC